AUGAAUAACGAGCAGUUCCGGCGACUUCUUGCAGACGAUUCGUCUACCUCCAAGUCCGGAGGCAAGCCCGCCUCGUCGCCGCGCGAUGCAGCAGGCGGUGGCGCCACUCCGGGCGCGAUGCUGGGCUCGCGGAUGCGCUCGAGUAUUCCCAUGACCCCUCGCUCUGUUACUGGAGUAGAUUUUGCCUGGCAGCUCGCGGAGCACCGCAGAGAGGGCGAUCAACGUCCCGCGAAGCGCUUCAAAUCUUCUGCCGCGCCAAAGGGCAGCAAACUGCCCACCGGGUACCAGGACCGCGCACAACUACGGAAUGCGGAGGGUGAGGAUGAAGAUGAUUUGCAGAAACGGGUCAAGGCCCUCGAGGAGAUGGUUAAACUGGGUCAGAUCGAUCAGGCGACUUUCGAGAAGCUUUGCGCUGAGCUCGGGGUUGGCGGAGACACGAAGAGCACACACAUGGUCAAGGGCUUGGACUGGGCGUUGCUAAAACGAGUCCGCGCUGGUGAGGAUAUCUCAAAAGCCGCUGAGAAACCCGCUCCUCCCCCGGCAGAGGAACCCCCGAUUACCGAGGAAGAUGCAGAUGAGGCAUUCGAGCGGCUGAUGGAGGAGAAGGGCCAGGAAGAGCUCGUCUCGGCUCCCAAAGAGAAGAAGGAGAAAAAGAAGGGAACUAUGGCUCCGCCUCCACCUCGGCCAAAGACACGCGAUGAGAUUCUAAGGGAGUUGAAGGCUAGUCGAGCGGCGGCUGCAAAAGCGCCGGCCCCGGUGCCGGAGUCGACGCUCGGUUCCAAGUUCAAGAAGGUCGGCGACGGCAAGCCGGAGAAGAAGCGCUUCAUCGAGUCAGAUGAGAAUGGCCGUCGACGGGAAGUUCUGCUCAUUACGGAUGCUGAUGGCAAUACGAAGCGCAAAGUGCGCUGGCUUGAUAAACCCAACGAGCCGCGUGGGACUCCUUCUCUGCCCAUGCCUGACAAGGAUGCUAAACCUCUUGGAAUGGAGGUUCCCGCUGAUAUUUCUGCCCGGGAAGCUGCUAACGCUGCGCCUGAGGAAGAGGAUGAUGAUAUCUUCGCCGGCGUUGGCGCUGAUUACGAUCCACUUGCUGGCAUCGAGCAAGACGACGAUUCCUCAUCCGAUGAGGAUGGCGAGCACCCGGAGAAACCUGGGAAACCUGGCAAGGAUCAUGCCCCAGCUACGAUUUCAGAAGAAGGCCAGCAGCCUACCGAUGCUACUACAGCACAAUCCGCCAAACCACGCAACUACUUCGCAGCAACCACAUCUACCACCGCCCCCGAAGAACCUGAGGACCGCUCCAACCCCCUCACAAAAGACCCCACAAUCCUCGCCGCUCUCAAACGAGCCGCAGCUCUCCGUCAAACCUCACCCUCCGAGGAGGACCCCGACAUCUCAGCAGAUGCAUCCCUCCGACAAAAGAAAUUCCUCGAGGAAGCCCGCCGGCGCGAUGCCAUGGACGCUGCGGAUAUGGACAUGGGCUUUGGCGGAAGUCGUAUCGAGGAUGGUGAGGAUGAUGAUGAAGGUCCAUUGUUGGACUUUGAGGGCCAGCAGCGUGGGGGGAAUAAGAGGAAACGGGGACCGAAGAAGAGGAAGGGGGAUAAGGAUAGUGCUGAUGAUGUUAUGCGUGUCCUGGAGGGGAGGAAGAAGAAGAAUGUUGAGUAG
Penicillium cataractarum is the source of this 1662-nucleotide messenger RNA. RefSeq lists its product as uncharacterized. The transcript is spliced from 2 exons. Bases 1 to 1662 code for a protein of 553 amino acids. Gene Ontology annotation, biological process: mRNA splicing, via spliceosome. The record is from RefSeq and is a predicted model, not a curated record. Lineage: Eukaryota; Fungi; Ascomycota; Eurotiomycetes; Eurotiales; Aspergillaceae. Gene Ontology annotation, cellular component: nucleus.